Molecule: messenger RNA, 231 nt
Organism: Peronospora matthiolae
Lineage: Eukaryota; Oomycota; Peronosporomycetes; Peronosporales; Peronosporaceae
Source: the annotation of a GenBank genome assembly
AUGAACAGCGAGGACGCGACCACUCGCGCAGCCAAGCGCAAGCACGCCACUUCGGGUGGCUGCAAGCUGCUGCGCUGGGACGCCGCGCGCUGGCAGCUGUUCGAGCGCACGCUGCCGUACACGACGCGCCUCAAGACCGCGCCGCUUUUAAACUUGCGCGCCCCGCUCGCGUCUAUGGAAAAGGACCGAUUAGAUUUUCAGUAUGUCAAUCUAAAGUUUUACGGGAGUUAA